AUGUUCACUAGCUACAGUAGCUAUGCUAACGCUGCUACAGUAGUUUGCCUGCAUACUGCAGCUACUGUAAAGCAUGGUCUGCCCUGCUGGAAACGAGCCUGGUCUCCUGGACAAUGUACAUUGCGAUCCAUAUCAAAUUCUUGCAAAACUCCGCGAAUUAAACGCCUCUGGAUAGGCUAUCAUCCUCGCAGGGGCACUGAACCGCUUCCUAUUGUCAUUCUGCAGACCAGAGCUCCAUCUCCCCGGCAUCGAUCACAUCUUCGACAACCGCCAAAGCUGUCAUCCACGCACCCGUGUUCCGAUUUUGCUAGAUAA
Chondrus crispus (carragheen) is the source of this 315-nucleotide messenger RNA. RefSeq lists its product as hypothetical. The coding region runs from base 1 to 315 and encodes 104 amino acids. The record is from RefSeq and is a predicted model, not a curated record. Lineage: Eukaryota; Rhodophyta; Florideophyceae; Gigartinales; Gigartinaceae. The transcript has a single exon.